AUGAUCUGUAAACGCCUGUCACGGAUGACUAUCAACGCACGCCUAAUUUUCAUCCAACUACUCCUUACAUUCUCUGUCACCAUUGCUGCAGGAGGUACUGAAACUGAAAAGACACUUGUAAGUAGUACUGGCUUGAAAAAUUACAUUGUCCAUGUAAAGAGACAAGUAGCUUCACUAUCUACAAUAAGCAGCGAAGAUCUGAAGGCAUAUCAUCGAUCAUUCCUCCCAUUUCGUCUUGCAUCCUCAGAGAAAGAGGAACCAUUACUUUACUCAUACCAAAAUGUUGUCAGUGGUUUUGCAGCAAGACUCACUGACGCCGAUAUUGAAGCCAUGAGUAAAAGAGAUGGGUUUGUAUCAGCUCGUGAAGAAAGAAUCUUGAAGCUUCAAACGACUCAUACCCCUAAAUUCUUGGGUUUGCAUCUGAAAUCAGGAAUUUGGAAAGAAUCCGAGUUUGGGAAGGGUAGCAUCAUUGGAAUGUUAGACACUGGGAUUCUACAGGAUCAUGCUUCAUUUAGCGACCAUGGAAUACCACCUCCACCUUCUAAAUGGAAAGGAAGGUGUGAGUUCAAUGCCUCAACCUGCAACAACAAACUCAUAGGUGCAAGAUCCUUUACAAUUGGUGCAAUGGCUUCAAAUAUAAGCACGACACCAAUGGAUGAAUUUGGACAUGGGACACAUACCGCAAGCACAGCUGCUGGACGAUUUGUUAAGAAUGCAGAAGCAUUCGGUGGUGCUGCAGGUGGAACAGCCGCCGGAAUGGCGCCCUAUGCUCAUCUGGCAAUUUACAAAGUAUGCUCCAAUGGAGAUUGCCCUGAUAGUGACAUACUAGCGGGGCUUGAUGCAGCAGUGGCUGAUGGAGUUGACGUGAUAUCAAUGUCUCUUGGGUUGGAUGAAAAGUUGCCCUUUUUUCAGGACAACAUCGCGAUAGCUUCAUUUGCUGCAGUUCGGAAAGGAAUCUUUGUGAGUUGUGCAGCAGGGAACUUCGGUCCGAUUAAUGGCACUGCAACAAAUCUAGCGCCGUGGGUUCUAACAGUUGGUGCUAGCACCACCGACCGGAAAAUCAAAGCCACCGCAAAACUGGGAAACAAUAAAGAAUUUGAUGGUGAAUCUUUAUUUCAGCCGAAAGGCUCCCCUUCUUCUACACUUUCACCACUCGUGUACGCUGGUGCUAAUGAGAAACAAGAUUCAAAGUUAUGUGUCAACGGAUCACUUGAAGGUAUGGAUGUAAAGGGAAAAGUGGUGUUGUGUGAGAGAGGAGUGGCAUCUAGAAUAGACAAAGGAGAAGUGGUGAAGAAGGCAGGUGGUGCAGCUAUGAUAUUGAUGAAUCAAGAAGAAGAAGGAUUCAGCCUAAAUGCCGAUGAACAUGUCCUCCCUGCAACACAUGUGAGUUACGCAGCUGGAGAAAAGAUCAAAGCUUACAUUAACUCCACACUUACACCAAUGGCAGCUUUAUUGUUCAAAGGAACAGUAAUCGGAGAUCCUUUAGCUCCAUUUGUCGCGGCAUUCUCUUCUAGAGGCCCGAAUACAGUGAGCGCAGGAAUUCUGAAACCGGACAUUAUUGGACCAGGAGUUAGCAUUCUAGCAGCAUGGGGAAGCGUUAGCAGAAAGCCCUCAUUUGACCUGCUGUCUGGAACGUCAAUGUCAUGCCCGCAUCUCAGCGGUGUUGCAGCAAUGCUGAAAGCUACUCAUCCUAAUUGGACACCAGCAGCUAUAAAGUCGGCUAUAAUGACUUCUGCAGACCUUGUUAAUCUCAAAGGUACACCAAUAGUAGAUGAAACACUCCGACCAGCUGACCUAUUUGCUACGGGUUCGGGUCAUGUUAACCCAUCAAAAGCCAAUGAUCCUGGAUUGAUCUAUGAUAUCCAACCUGAUGAUUACAUACCCUACUUAUGUGGGCUUGGGUACAGUGAUGAACAAAUUGGGAUCAUUGCACAUCGGCCGAUUAAAUGUUCAAUGAAAUCUAGCAUACCGGAAGGCCAGCUAAAUUAUCCUUCGUUUGCUGUUAAACUGGGACCACCGCAGACAUUUACAAGGACAGUGACAAAUGUUGGAGAAGCUUAUACAUCAUAUGUUGUCACGAUUACUGCACCAAAAGGAGUAUCGGUGAGUGUUAGGCCCAACAAGAUCAAUUUUACGCAGAUGAACGAGAAAGCCACAUACUCGGUGAUCUUCAGUCGCACAAAUGAGGAAGCAGCAUAUGCGGUACUUAUCUGGGUACUUGAAGACCAAGUCAGAACUGAUCAAUUGAGAAUAGUUUGUGCUGAAGUCUUGAAGAUGAGUCAUAAUCGGAUAAGAUCUAGGAUUAGCCUAACAUCUCUCCACGUGCUGUUAGCUGGAUUUCCUAUUUUCUAG
Messenger RNA from Lactuca saligna, 2352 nucleotides. Lineage: Eukaryota; Viridiplantae; Streptophyta; Magnoliopsida; Asterales; Asteraceae. The record is from the annotation of a GenBank genome assembly.